Molecule: messenger RNA, 908 nt
Organism: Impatiens glandulifera
Lineage: Eukaryota; Viridiplantae; Streptophyta; Magnoliopsida; Ericales; Balsaminaceae
Product: ethylene-responsive transcription factor RAP2-3-like
Exons: 2
Coding region: 96-842 (248 amino acids)
Biological process (GO): regulation of DNA-templated transcription; ethylene-activated signaling pathway
Molecular function (GO): DNA-binding transcription factor activity; DNA binding
Source: RefSeq, a predicted model, not a curated record
ACCGCCUCCUUCCUUCUUCUUCCUCACACCAUUCACAAAUCCUCUCUCAUCUCUCUCAAACCCUAAUUUCAAAAACUCUACUUUUCCAUUGAAAAAUGUGUGGAGGAGCUAUCAUCUCCGAUUUGGUGCCACUCCAACCAGGCAGAAAGUUGAUGACCGACGAUUUCUGGUCCGAGUUCGACACCUUCUCUGACCUAUUUGGUACUCUCGAUCCCAAACCCUUCAACAAUGGCGGAUCUACCACCUCCAUCCAUCAUCCUCUCAAGAAAACUCCCAAACCAAGACAACCCAAUAAAGUAAAGGGUACUGAAAAGAAGAGAACGAGGAAGAACAUAUACAGAGGAAUCAGACAAAGGCCAUGGGGAAAAUGGGCAGCCGAGAUUCGUGACCCGCAAAAAGGUGUCCGAGUUUGGCUCGGUACUUAUAACUCAUCUGAAGAAGCCGCCCGAGCCUACGACGUAGCCGCUAAACGAAUCCGUGGCGACAAAGCUAAACUCAACUUCCCAAACCAACCACCGCCGCCACCAACAAAUCCGGCGAAGUCUGACGGGGAAUCGGAUUUGACUCAGUGGAUGGUAUCUGAAACUAAUGAGACUCCUUACUAUUUCCCGAUUGGGUCGGGUGAGAUUGAGUUGAAAGAGCAUAUUAUGGGGUUGGAAUCUUAUCUGGGUUUGGAGCCGGAGACUGAGUCGACUCAGUUUCAGGGUAUGAGUCAGCCGGAGCUGGUGGUGCCGGAGAUGGUGGUGCCGGAGCUGGUGGUGCCGGAGCCGGAAUCGGAUGGUUUUUGGAUAUUAGAUGAUUUUGUUGGUGAUGCUUCCGAUGAGUUUAGUAUGGGAUAUUAAUUAAUUAAUUAAUUAAUAUAUGUGGUGGUUUUGUUUUAAAAUUAAAAUAAAAUAAACUAUGCUUUU